Molecule: messenger RNA, 2891 nt
Organism: Lolium rigidum
Lineage: Eukaryota; Viridiplantae; Streptophyta; Magnoliopsida; Poales; Poaceae
Product: protein FAR1-RELATED SEQUENCE 5-like
Exons: 5
Coding region: 1-1365 (454 amino acids)
Biological process (GO): regulation of DNA-templated transcription
Source: RefSeq, a predicted model, not a curated record
AUGAGCCCGUUUGGCCCAUGCUUGUCGGAGAAGGGAAAGCCAACAACACACUCGAAAAAAAAACACACCCGGAAGUCCACCGCAGCCGUGCCUGAAUACCUCGCCGCCGCCCGCCCGCCGGGCGGUUCUCCAUCAGUCCUCAGCCCGCCGCCCCUCCCAGCCGCCUCCGGCUGCAUUUCCUCAGCUCGCGGGCGGUCGGUGGCGAUGUCUGGCCCCGUCCCCAACCCCCCGGCUCAUGGGCCGACGCCGGCUGCGGUGCCGGGCCCCGACUGCGAUCCCUCCGCUCGCCAACUGCCGGUUACUCCGGGGCGCGUGCCCGACGCCGGUGUCAAUCAACCGCCCUCCACGGUGCCCCGCGCCGUCGGUGAGCCCUCCGCUCAUGAACCGCCUUCUGACACAGCCUCAGCACAUACGGUAACUGCUCAAGGCGUUCACACCAAUCAUGCACCAAAAGUGGGGAUGUCAUUUCGGACAGAGAAAGAGGCGUACGAGUUCUACAGUUCCUAUGCUAGGAAUGUUGGGUUCAGUUUCCGAAAGGGCCACUCAAAAUCGAGGGCCGAUGGGACUCUUUGCUCCAAAUAUUAUGUUUGCAGCAACGAAGGGCAGCCAGUAGCGAGUGUGGCCAAGCCUGGGCGGAAACAACGCCCUUCGACAAGGUCCGAUUGCAAGGCUCGUGUUCAGUUCAAUGUUAGUCGAGAAGGUGUAUGGACAGUGCAGAAGGCUUUGCUCGAUCACAACCACUUGCUCGCAAGCCCGGGUAUGCUGCAUAUGUCCAGGUCGCAGCGCCGCGUAGCGGAGUCCGAUCGACAGAUAUUGAAUCAAAUGCGGAGAGAAGGGAUUACGGCGGCGGAUAUACAGCAGGUGUUGCAGCAGUGGUCCGGGGGAGGUGAAAAUGUGAACCUUCUCAAUAAGGGUUCUGAGAACCAGUACCUUGAACCCAACUAUGCGCAGUCACUGCUCGAGUAUCUAAAGAACAAGCAAGUAGACAACCCUUCGUUCUUUUAUGCAGUUCAGUUGAAUGACGAUGGUCGGAUAGCAAACUUCUUCUGGACAGAUGGCCAGGCUAUUGUGGACUACGCCUGUUUCGGUGAUGCCGUUUCUUUUGACACAACAUUUGAAAGAAGCAGAUUUGAAAUGCCAUUCGCUCCAUUUGUGGGUACCAACCAUCAUAAGAAAACCAUCAUUUUCGGAGCUGCAUUGCUAUACGAUGAGACUUCGGAGUCUUUCCUUUGGCUAUUUCAAACUUUCCUUACCGCAAUGUCUGGGAAGCAACCGGCAACUAUUUUGACAGAUCAAUCUGAUGAAAUAUCGAAGGCUAUUAGGGAUGUGUGUAUGAACAAAGGUCUAUUGCAUCCUUUGAUUUGAAGUGGAAGGAAAUGCUAAGUACGUAUAAUCUAGAAGGUAACGCGUGGAUGAAGAAUUUAUAUGCAAAGCGUGAAAAGUGGGCUGCUGUUUAUUGUCAUGAUUCAUUUUACGCUGACAUGAUGUCGACUCAAAGUAACAAAGGCAGAAAUAGCACGUUUGAGAAAUUUCGAAGGAAACUUUGUCUUCCAGAAUUCUUAGAAGAGUAUGAGAAGUGCAUAACUAGUCUUCGCCACAAUGAACUUGAAGAGGAUUAUAAGUCACGCCGUACCAACCCAGUUCCUUAUUUUCAUGACUUACCUAUGUUGAAAACAGCUGCUGUAUCGUAUACAAGAAAUUUGUAUUCUGAUUUUGAAGAAGAAUUCAAAAAGUCGUUAACUCAGACUUGUACAUUGCUGUCGCAAGAUGGGACAAUUAGCACUUACAAGUUUAUGCCUGCGAAUUGCGAAGGAGAAGCAUACGCUGUUUUCAAUUCUGACGAUGUGACUAUAUCAUGUUCUUGCAAAAUGUAUGAGCGCACAGGUAUCCUAUGCAAGCAUGCGCUAAGAGUCUUUAACCUUAGCAAUGUUUUUGAAUUGCCAUCUCACUAUAUAUUUAAAAGAUGGACGAAACAUGCGAAAGCUGGAUUGUUCUGCUGCAGAGCCAGUGACCAAAGUGGCGCAGAAAGUGUUAUGUCAAGGUGUGCACGUAUUUCUCAGAAGGUACAUUCAGCUGCACUGAGAAGUUCAAUGUCUGACGAUGCACUUCAGCUUUUGGAGAGUGGUGUAGAUAGGCUGCUUUGGGAAGUAGAAAAUUCAUCCAGUUCGACGAACUUAGAUGGGAAUGAUAUUCGUCAAUCUCUUGAGUCAUGAUUUUUGCAAUGGUGCAAGGACAGCAGAAAAUUAUUAGAUCGUUCAGGGACCUGCACACUUUCUCAGAGGCAUGAAAGUGUAAUGUCAAGGUGUGCAAGUAUUUCUCAGAAGGUACAUUCAGCUGCACCGAGAAGUUCAAUGUCUGACGAUGCACUUCAGCUUUUGGAGAGUGGUGUAGAUAGGCUGCUUUGGGAAGUAGAAAAUUCACUUUCUCAGAGGUAUGAAAGUGUUCUAGAGGAGAAACGAGCAAAAGAAAUGCACUGAUGGAAAAUAAGGAAAACUGAAACAAAUGUAAUUGUUCCAACCCGUUCGAUAUGGUGCAUCUUCUGGAGUUCUUAGCAUAGCAUUUGUGCUCACCCACAGCAGCUUCUGCGAAUCUCUUUACUUGGCGAUGAUGGCUGAUGACCAACAUUGUACCAACAUUUCUGUUGCAGUGUUCGCUCUUAUAGCUGUGAGCAAUGCAGUAUCUGAUAAUACUGUAUUUUAAUAUGUAGAUUGUCAUGCCAGUGAAAACAAGGUCCAGAUCCCAUUCCUCCAACUUUGUUGCUUCGUAGUUCUUACUGGGUAUCUGGAUCUGUAAAAUGUUCUCUGUCUACUCUCUGUAACAGUAAUCUGAGGACGACUAACUUCCUACAACUUAAUUUUCAUACUAAUUUCCUAUAUUUUCCUUUUUGUGUA